AUGUUUAAUCGCCCCUCUGUGCCCAACCCGUUCGCGUCCCGAGCUUCUCGAGAGGGUUAUGGGAACCCACCGCAGGGACAGGGACAUCCUCAGUAUCGGUAUGAAAGCGGCUCGCCCAUGCCUGGAUAUGGAGGGCCCCCGCAGCCUCCUCGAGCCCCCGCAGGAUCAGGCAAAGCUUGGUCUCUCCGCCCUGCCAAAAGCCCGGAUAACACCUACACCUUCGGCAACCUGGUUGCGGUAUCGACACAGGACAUCCCUCCCUCCCGCGACGGCCUUGACCUUUUGCUCCUUGUGAACGACCUCUACGUCUUCUCCGCGCGCCCACUCGAUGGAUUCCCGCCCGGACAUAUUAGCAUGUCGGAUCCCCAACGGACGUGGGCUGGCGUCGCGUUCACCGACAGCGUCAAAGUGCAGAUCUACGACCCUUUCAGCCAGGGCGGUCAGGCAUACUUGGGCUCCGCGGAUAUUGAAGUCGGGUUCGCGGGGAAGAAGAGGAUUGAAACGCCGUAUGAUCAGGAUGAACUUGCCAAUUAUGUGAUCAAGAACUUCGAAAACCAGAUCUUUUCACCGGGUCAGAAGAUCUUGAUGGAUCAUAAAAGCAUCCCUCUUCUUUUGACAGUCAAGACCGUCCAGCGGGUUGAUUUGAGCUCCGAGAAAAGCAAUUCUGAGGGCGGGCGUACCGAGACUGACCCCCUCGCACGAGGUAUCCUUACGAGACAUUCACAGAUCUCUUUCUUCAAAGAUGCUCGGACCGGUAUCAACCUCAAGGCGUCGAAUCGUCGCCCGGCGGCCAACUCUAUCAUCACACCGGAUUUCAAGUUCGAGAAUAUGGGAAUUGGUGGUCUCGACUCCGAAUUCAGCACCAUCUUCCGUCGUGCCUUCGCCUCGCGUAUCUUCCCCCCGGGUCUGGUUGAGAAGCUUGGAAUUCAGCACGUGAAAGGUCUUUUGCUGUACGGCCCGCCAGGAACGGGUAAGACGUUGAUUGCCCGGCAGAUUGGAAAGAUGCUGAACGCUCGGGAACCGAAAAUCAUCAACGGCCCCGAAGUUUUGAACAAGUUCGUCGGUCAAUCGGAAGAGAAUAUCCGGAAAAUGUUUGCCGAUGCAGAGAAGGAAUACAAGGAGAAGGGCGAAGAAAGUGGACUGCACAUCAUCAUCUUCGAUGAGCUAGAUGCCGUUUGCAAGCAGCGUGGCAGUGGCGCAGGUGGCGGUACUGGCGUGGGUGAUAGCGUAGUCAACCAGUUGCUCUCGAAGCUUGAUGGUGUUGACCAGCUCAACAACAUUCUGCUUAUUGGAAUGACAAACAGAAAGGAUAUGAUUGAUGAGGCGCUGCUGCGACCUGGCCGUCUGGAAGUACACAUGGAGAUCUCUCUCCCUGACGAGCAUGGCCGAAGCCAAAUCCUCAAGAUUCACACGCAAAAGAUGAGGGACAACAAUGUGAUGGAUAAGGAUGUGGAUCUGCCUGAGCUGGCUCUCAUGACCAAGAACUUUUCGGGUGCCGAAAUUGCAGGUCUCGUCAAGUCCGCAUCGUCCUUUGCUUUCACCCGACAUGUCAAGGUCGGCACGAUGGCUGGCAUUAGCGACGAUGUCGUGAAUAUGAAGGUUAACCGGGCCGAUUUCCACCAUGCCCUCAGUGAGGUCCAGCCCGCUUUCGGUGUCUCGGAGGAAGAGCUUUCCAGCCGUAUCCAGUACGGUAUCAUCCACUACUCGCUGGCUAUUAAUGAAAUCCUGAAGGAGGGAGAGCUUUUCGUGAAACAGGUUGGCGAAUCGACGCCUCUGUUUUCUGUCUUGCUGCAUGGCCCAACCGCAAGCGGAAAGACAGCGCUGGCAGCUCGAAUUGCCAUUGACUCGGGCUUCCCGUUUAUUAAACUCAUCAGCCCCGAGGACAUGGUUGGUUACAGUGAAAUGGCCAAGGUCCAGCACAUCAGCAAGGUCUUCGAUGAUGCCUACAAGAGUCGCACGAGUGUAGUCGUGGUUGAUAAUAUUGAGAGAAUCAUCGACUGGGUUCCCAUCGGUCCUCGAUUCAGCAACACCGUUCUGCAAACUCUGAUGGUCUUCCUUCGGAAGCAGCCGAGCAAAGAACGGCGUCUGUUGAUCCUGGCCACCUCGACAGAGAGGGCCGUGCUGAAGCAGCUGGAUGUUUACAACUCCUUCAACUCUGAUAUCAUGGUGCCUAACGUGAUGUCGUAUCAAGAACUGGAACACAUCAUGCAAAACUCGGGUGCCUUUGAGCCCGAGGAAAUCAAACAGGCGCUGAGAAGCAUUGGAGGCAUCGCGGAGGACAAGACCAUCGGUGUCGGCAUCAAGAAGAUUCUUUUGGGAAUUGAGACGGCCAAGCAAGAUGCCGACAAGGUUGGACGUUUCGUGCGUGUCAUUAACAGAGCGAUUGAGGAGGAGCGGACGUUCACGUAA
This is a messenger RNA of Aspergillus affinis, 2409 nucleotides long. Its product is annotated as AAA family ATPase SEC18. Bases 1 to 2409 code for a protein of 802 amino acids. The transcript has a single exon. Gene Ontology annotation, cellular component: Golgi stack. The record is from RefSeq and is a predicted model, not a curated record. Gene Ontology annotation, biological process: Golgi to plasma membrane protein transport; SNARE complex disassembly; intra-Golgi vesicle-mediated transport. NCBI's taxonomy places the organism in Eukaryota, Fungi, Ascomycota, Eurotiomycetes, Eurotiales, Aspergillaceae. Gene Ontology annotation, molecular function: ATP hydrolysis activity; ATP binding.